AUGGCAUCACUUCUGGCGCGACCAAUGAGCGAUAAACAAGGAGGUCGCAUGUCUUCCAUGAAAGCAGCAGGCUCUGGUGGCGGAAGCAAGGGCGUCACGAAGCGCAACUUGACCCAGUCCACAAGCUUCAUGGACGCCCUGGACGGAGCGUCCCCCGCACCGAAAAAGAAGUCGAAGAAAACUGACAAUGUUUCCGAGAAGAAAAAGAGGCGCUCAAUCGAUGAUCCCAAUGAUUUAUUGGGCGGAAUUUGCAAAAGUAUGAGCAAGAUGAAAGAGAGCGGCAAGGAUGAUGUGUUGCCGAUUCGAAGGACGCCGCCGCUGCCUACCUACAACAGACCCCCAUCAGUGUCUCCGCCACCGGUACAAAGGCAAACUAAAAUCAGAUUUGCCGAUGAACACGGUGGAGAACUCGUUCAGGUGCAAUAUUUUGAGGUGGAGCGAGGGGAGCGUGUGAAUGUCUACCACCAGAGAAUGAUGUCCCAUGAGCAGAUCAGAGCCAUGGAGUGUGAGAUGGAGAAACGGUCCGUGGACACAAAUAUGGACGAAUCUGAUGAUGCACCGGCUGAGCGCCAUCCGUACCGGCUUGUGCCUCUGGACGUUGAAAAGCCAAAGGAGCGUGCCAAGCGCUCAGUGGAGAAGGAGACUGAGUUCAAGAGGCAGUCGAUGGCCAUGGAAGCCUUCUACAAUCCCAAUUGUCCCUCUGAAUUCAUCGGCGAACCAGACCUCAGCGAUAUUGGGCCGACAGAUAGGCAUCGCCCCAAAAACAUCCCGAUGGAUCGGCACAGUGUUGCGGCUGAGCCCAAGCCGGCUAUUGUCACGGCCGCUGUGAGUACAUCAUGGAAGACUCCGGCCAAUGCUGGACCUGUCGUCGAUGCUACGCCCAUGCAACCAACUCCCGCCGCUACCGUGGCCCCAACCGAGCCGUCGACCAGCGCUGCUUCCGCCACGGUGCCUGCCAUGUCCGAGAAGCUAGCCGCCUUGCUCUCCGGACUGAAGAAGAAUGGAAUACUGGCUGGUGGAGCAACAGCCCUGGCCCCGCAACCCGCUCCGCAACCAACCCCACAACCUACGCCCAAUUACGGGAUGCCACCCGCGACGGUCACAUACGCGCAGGAACCGGUCAAGAAGGGCCCCACCUACCAGCAAGAAUAUUACAUGCCGCCCGGGGCCAACGCCUUCCCUCAAUUCCCUCCGGCUGGACCCCCAUUCUCGCGGCCAAACAAUCUGCCGCCACCGAUACAGCAUCGACCAAGGGGAGCCUACGUGGCCACGAUGCCUCCGCCGGCUACAAACAACCCCCAGUUCUCGAGCCCGAGCGCCCCCGCUCUGCCCGUCAUCAACAAGGGCUUCAACAAGAUGUCGACCGUCGUCCCGCCAUCUUUGCGUGACCGGGAGGACGAUGAUUUCGAGCGCCCGAUGGUCAAGCCGAGGGGACCCUUCAAUGGACCCGUGAUGGGAGGAUAUCGCCAGUGCAAAAUGUUCUCGGCUUCUGGAAAUUGCCGUUUCGGAGACCGCUGCCGAUAUGCCCACGGAGAUCAGCCUCCACCAGCCGCUGCAGGAGUGCGCAAAAAUGCCGCUAACCGUGAUGGCCCGCUGAUGCCA
Mesorhabditis spiculigera is the source of this 1602-nucleotide messenger RNA. The record is from the annotation of a GenBank genome assembly. NCBI's taxonomy places the organism in Eukaryota, Metazoa, Nematoda, Chromadorea, Rhabditida, Rhabditidae.